AUGACGGGCUUCCGAUUGGGUUGUGGCGGCAAGAAAGAGAAGCUUUCGCCGCCUGGGACGAAGCCGACCGCUCUCGUCGAUGAGGUGUCGGCGCCCCGCGGGUUCGGCAUACGUAGCUAUCUGCACAAUUUCUACUUAUCUCCAACUGUAGAGGAAAUGGAACAAGGUGGAGCAUGGUAUCUUCUUCCUCCACCACCUGCUCAACGACGUGGACUUUUCAUCUGCCGCCUUUGCACCGUAUUAGGACUACUUCUUCUGAUUGGCGGAGCCGUUUCGAUCGUCAUCGGUUACACAUGGCCCCAUGAAGGCAUCGAACAAAGCAUUUAUAAGAUUGUGAUCUAUGAGAUAUAUCGUUGUGGUGGUUGA
Cooperia oncophora is the source of this 366-nucleotide messenger RNA. The record is from the annotation of a GenBank genome assembly. Lineage: Eukaryota; Metazoa; Nematoda; Chromadorea; Rhabditida; Trichostrongylidae.